Molecule: messenger RNA, 2907 nt
Organism: Trypanosoma brucei brucei TREU927
Lineage: Eukaryota; Euglenozoa; Kinetoplastea; Trypanosomatida; Trypanosomatidae
Exons: 1
Coding region: 1-2907 (968 amino acids)
Source: RefSeq, a predicted model, not a curated record
AUGAGCUAUACUAAUCAGUGCGUGAGACAUGGACGUCUGAAUCUGUCUACUUUACUUGCGGUGAUUCUGUUGGUUAUUGUGGGUAAAGCAAUGGCCACUGUAGAGUUCAAGCUUACAGAUGCUGUGCAACUCUCACUACAUCAAACCGCACAAGUAGAGUUCAGCAAGGGUUCCAGUGAUGGUAAUGAUGACAUGAAGUUUUCUAGCACUGAUAUGUUUUAUUUUGUGCGACAGGAAAAUGCCAAAAAUUGUAAUAGCAAACCAAUUCCAGAUGAUAUCUUCAACGUCUCUACUGUCGAUCACGACGGUGGUAAUGCCAAGGGGGCGUUCACAGUGCGCAGUAGUAUCUUUACUGUGGGGGAUAAAUACGGUGUAUGUUAUGUGUCUGGUAACAAGACCUUCCCUGCAAAGCGUGUGGAUUCUGGAGGAGAUGGCUCUCAAUUGGAUGUAUGGCCAAGUCUUUACAGGGAUUUUUCUUUGAGUGUAGAACCAAGUCCCCAUGGGUUGGAUCUCUUCCGCCUCACUGUGGAGGAAACAGCACAGAAGGGACGCCCCGUCAACAGCGGCUUCGGUGGAAACCGUACCAUCUUCCUUUUCCCCUGUGGAAAUGUGGAGGAAUGUAGUGAUGCCAGUCAUGUCUCAGAAUUAUGUGCCAAGGCAAGUGAAGACACCAUCGAAUUGAAUGAGCUGGAGGGUGUUGGAACAGGAAGGAUCACGGGAACCUUCUCCCUGCAACCGUCGUCGACCAAGAAAACCUUUGCCAUCUGUGUAUCAUACUGCGGUGCCGGAGCAGAGGCAUGUAGCAACCCCUCACAUCAGGAAAGGUCAUACACCGCAGUUGAGGACGGCAAAAAAGACAAUACCGGAGCAAUCAUUACUUUUGAGGCCACUAAUACCAACACAUACAGCACAAUACCCGUGAGACCACAGGCACGUGAGGAAGGUUACCUGCAACUUCAUGGUGGUAGUACUCCCACUGAGGGAGAUAAAAUAAUAAUUGUACAGAAAGAUUCGGCUUGCUCAGACAAAGCGCCGUUACUAUAUGGUCUACAGGUUGGAAAAAUUAGUGUUGAGAAUGCGAUGGCGAGAGUCAAUUUUUCAACUAAAAUGCUUAUUGAUGAUAAAAUGGAGGGUAAUGUAUGCUAUUACAAUCACUCCUCCAACGAAUGGAGUAAGUUGCGAAGGAUUGGCGACGGUGACGAAUCGCAGGAAUCGUAUUUUACGAUAGAGGUACUUCAGCCCACAUCCUUCACAGUGGUAUCACCCGCAGUUGUCAUUGGGCAAAGGGUGGAAAUUGAGCUUAAUGGCACGGGUCUUGAUGCUACGCGGGACUCCGCCUUCGUGUCAUUGGACACGUGUGGGGAUCACGAAAAAGAUGGUGUGACAAGGUUUAACUGCUCGUUAAGGAAUGGGAACACACCAAGGUGUCGAGUUGUUGUAGACCCUGAUUCAAACGGUGGUGGCAUGCUGAGAGUGUGUUACCGAAAGAGUGGGUCUCUGAAUGCCGCUGAGGUGAAUGGGAGAAUCACUAUCAACGACCGCAAUCCCUCCUUCGAACUCGCACCGUAUCCUCUGCGUGGUGGACAAACGGGUUCCAUGACAUUCCAUGGGCAUGAUCUCUCCGCUGCGGAUACAGUGUAUUUCGUUUCUGUUGAUACGGAGUGCACUCAUGGUAUGCAGUCCAAUAAAUUCCGUGCCGAGAACGGUUUUGAAGUGGAGAAAGGAACAGUAUACAGGUACGAUGUUGUUGGUGAGGCGCACCAAUGUCUGAAAGUGUGUUAUUACAUCCGAUCACUUGGUGUAUGGUCUGUAGCACGCCCGCAAGGCACAAUGGAACCCACAAAUGGCAAUUGUGGGAAGAACCAUUUAUAUGUGAGUGAGUAUGAUCUUCGUUUCGAACUACCAGACGGUAAGCUUACUCUCAAGGAAACGGCCACUGUAACACUGUCAUCAGGUAUCAUGCCCUCCGACAUGAAACUUGUGCGCUCAUGGGAGAGAUGUGUUUUCCACUUCUGCCUAAUUAAUAACAGAUAUACAUCAGCUUGCGAGUUGCCGCAGAAUGAAGAUGACUAUGUCUCUGCGCGGUUUGAGAAUUCAGUGAGUAUUUUCGGUGCCUCAACCAACGUGGAGUACAUCCUGUGUGCAAAGAACGGUGCGGAAACGUAUAUACCCGUGUUGCAUAAAGGCAGGGAGUUGUCAGCAGCGAAUAUUGUAUUUGAGGCGGAAGAUCAGGUGGUCAAGCACUCUGGCCAUAGUCCUGAUGUGUGGCGUGUUGGUGAAGUAUCGCUGAAUUCGACAUUCAGAGGCCGAGGGUUAAACGCCAGCGAGGACACAGUUCUUGUGUUUAAGGACGAUGUCAUGCUCGGUACGAAGACGAAGGUGUGCCCACCAUUGAGCAAUAAACCGAAUACCGUCCUGAAUUCUACAGCGCUUUCGGGAAAUGACAGCACAAGUUCCGUUGCUUUCCGAUACAGGGGUUCGCACGCACUCUACACUGGAGCGGUGGUACAUCUAUGCUACGUAUGGGGUGGUGGCAAGCAUGUUACAUACACUGAGUCCAUUCAGUUCUCCGAGUCGCAGCCUUCCAGCAUGAGCGAUACGCCAGCAGGUGAUGAUGCAAAGCGGGCUGGGCUGCGUGUAACGCUGAAAUUUCACUCUAAUACGUCUGUACUGAGGUUGGGAAGCGAAAGCGUGCACUUUUACAGGUUUGUAAACUCUUCGGGUCCACGAACAAAAUGUUACUGUGAUGACGAUUGCCCUGAGAAUGAUCGCGUGACUUAUCGGGAUGUGGCGCUGGUAGCGGGUGAAGAUGACAAUACCACCGCGUGGGAGAAUCCAUCUGGGUUUGACAAUCACGGCUAUGGUGCCAUCUACGUAGUGUGUUACGCCUCAAUCGAAAGCAAAUGA